ACGACGCGUAGUGUCAGUACUCAGUAGUGCGGUGUGCUCUCAAUAUGCAUGUUCCCUUAGUUUUUGUCAUGGCGGAUAAAACGAGAUAGAGGUAUGGUAUUGUGGACAUGUUCGAUGACGAUGAACGUCAGGUAAUAGAAGGAAUCGGGAACGAAGUUCUACUCGGCGUUCCCACUGUGGUGGCUGCGAUCGUCGGCCUUUUGGCCUUGGUCAGAUGGCAGCAAGUACUCCCCUCCCAGCACACACCAGAGGAGCCCAGAAGCCCUACGAGUGACCGGCUCGACCAAAAUGGUCCCACAGACAUGACCCACUAUGGAUCAGACAGCCAGUGCCCUAUCUGCCUCGGGGAGCCACACCUCCCCGUGGAGACCAACUGUGGACAUCUAUUCUGCGCCCACUGCCUGGUACAGUACUGGCAGCUGGGCCAGUGGGGCACCCGCCCAGUCCGUUGCCCCGUCUGCCGCCAGCAGGUGUCGGUGAUGCUGCGCUGCUUCCAGAGUGGACCUGAGCCAGAGCGCUCACAACUGCUCAGAAGCGUCAACGACUACAACAGACGCUUCUCGGGAGAACCUCGCCCGUGGAUGGACCACCUGCGCGACCUGCCCACGCUCCUACGGCAUGUGAUGUCAGAGUUCUUCUCCAUGGGGGGCCUCAUGUACAUGUUCCGGCUACGCAUUGUCCUCUGCUUUGUAGCUGCCAUUAUGUAUCUCGUGUCCCCUCUGGACAUCAUCCCAGAGGCCGUCUUCGGACUCCUGGGACUCCUCGACGACAUGUUCGUCGUCCUCCUGCUAGCAAUCUACGUCACGGUCAUCUACCGAAGGUUCCUCGCUGCCAGGUGGCAACAGGACGCACAGUGACUCGCGUGUGUGUGUCUCUCUCUAGGCGACCCGUUAAAUGAUGCCACUUCCAUCAGUAUACACGUACUCUAUAGUACAACUUUGUUUCUAAACUGAGGGCUGCUUUGGGAAGAAAUAGUUUGGAAGAAGAUGCGCAGUAUGGAGAUGAAAAUAUGUUUUUUUGUUUCACACAAUCCUAUUCUAGCACGUUUGUCGAGUUGUAGAGCUGCGUUGUAGCAAGUUCAAGGAUGACUAGAUUAUCGACGGCAAUCACCCUUUGUAACCAUAACUGGUAACCCUAUAAUAGCUGUUGAAAUAUUGGGAACGUAUCCGAAAAAUAUGUGAUCGCAGAGCAAUUUUGAUAUAGUAUCCCGAAAAGCGAAUGUCUUGUGGGAUUCCAAAUUCGAGGAACAGUUUGUAGGAUUAAAGCUGAUUAAAGACAGCAUUUUGUAGUAUUUAAAGAAAAGCACAUUUUCAUUAAGUAGAACACAACUGUACAGACAGAACAAGUCCAAAAGACUUCAGAGGGAUGCCAGCUGCAGUUGAACCUCCCGGUAGUCCUGCGUCAACAAACACUCGCUUUAACAUCUCGAAAAUACAUUACUCGUGAGCUAAACCAAAGAGGGGGGGUCUAUCCAAGCAACCGGUGGGUGCUUACAGUUGUUUCUGGGCAUUAUAGAGGACGUACCCCCACAACGGUCGUAAAGAAAAAAAGAAGCCUUUCUGAGGCAGUCGGUAAUACAUUUCUCUAAUUAUUAUUUUGGCUAUUUUUAUUAAUUAUUAUAAUUAGAGCCCGGUAGGUUAGGGCUGAACCCAGUAAACCCCGUUUUUACCCCCCUCCCUCCCCCCGAUUUGCACCAUGGGCACCCGCGAAAUCCUGGAAACUAACUUGGCAAAGUGCCAAUUCAGCCAGCGAUACUGCAGAACGCUAUUCAAUGCACAUUCAACACAGCUGUUGUGCACCUUGUGUUCAUCAAAGAUACACUAAGUGUUGUUGUUUUUCUUUCUUUUUUUUGCACACAAAAAUGUACUUUCCAAAAAAUGUAAAUUUUCUCAAGUCCAUGCGCCUCACAAAUGUUUAGUCACAAACAAAGAACCUACUAUUUUCCAAAAAUAAAAUGUGACUGGGGGGAACGACUGUGUCAAGUGGCACGCAAAUUGUGUGUAUUCCUGCUCCUCGUUUCUCCAUUACCCAGGUAUUGAGUAUCGAUGUAUUACACGGAAGUAUUUUGUAUGGUAACACUGAUUUCUUGCAAGUAUUACGUAUUUCUGUUACAUUACAUAACAUGAGUAGUGUUGCCCACCACUGAAUUCAGGCUCAAACAAACAAACGUCAGAUUUUGUAAUGAUAAGCAAAUGUCUUUCGCAGAAUAAAUAAAGCGUUGCAUCACCUGU
This is a messenger RNA of Ornithodoros turicata, 2231 nucleotides long. Its product is annotated as E3 ubiquitin-protein ligase RNF170-like. Bases 108 to 857 code for a protein of 249 amino acids. The transcript is spliced from 4 exons. The record is from RefSeq and is a predicted model, not a curated record. Lineage: Eukaryota; Metazoa; Arthropoda; Arachnida; Ixodida; Argasidae. Gene Ontology annotation, molecular function: ubiquitin protein ligase activity.